CGCCGAGCCUUCCUUUCGCUCUUCCCGCCCUCCCCCCGCCCCUCUCUGUCUUCUGUGCUCUGGGAGCAGCUCUCCUGCCACAGCCCCUCAUCCCCUGAAAAUGUAUACCUGUGCAAAGUUCGUCUCCUCCCCCUUCUUGGUCAGGAGCACCUCUCAGCUGUUGAGCCGAUCACUGUCUGCAGUGGCACUAAAACCACCAGAGACACUGACAGAUGAGAGCCUCAGCAGCUGGGCAGCCCCACGUCCCCUGACCUCACUUAUUCCUAGCCGUGGUUUCCAAACCAGUGCUGCUUCAAGGGACAUCGACACAGCAGCCAAGUUCAUUGGGGCUGGGGCUGCCACAGUUGGGGUGGCUGGUUCUGGGGCUGGAAUUGGGACUGUGUUUGGGAGCCUCAUCAUUGGUUAUGCCAGGAACCCCUCUCUGAAGCAGCAGCUCUUCUCCUACGCCAUUCUGGGCUUUGCCCUCUCGGAGGCCAUGGGGCUAUUUUGCCUGAUGGUGGCCUUUCUCAUCCUCUUCGCCAUGUGAAGGAGCCGUGUCCACCUCCCAUAGGUCUUUUUCCCGUGUCACGUCUGCCCUGUAUGUUCCUUUUCCUAUACCUCCCCAGGCAGCCUGGGGAAAGUGGUUGGCUCAGGGUUUGACAGAGGGAAGACAAAUAAAUACUGUAUUAAUAAGA
Messenger RNA from Prionailurus viverrinus (fishing cat), 674 nucleotides. RefSeq names its product ATP synthase membrane subunit c locus 2 (gene ATP5MC2). The record is from RefSeq and is a predicted model, not a curated record. Lineage: Eukaryota; Metazoa; Chordata; Mammalia; Carnivora; Felidae. Gene Ontology annotation, molecular function: proton transmembrane transporter activity. The transcript is spliced from 5 exons. Gene Ontology annotation, biological process: proton transmembrane transport; proton motive force-driven ATP synthesis. The coding region runs from base 101 to 526 and encodes 141 amino acids.